Messenger RNA from Chelmon rostratus (copperband butterflyfish), 1974 nucleotides. RefSeq names its product glycine C-acetyltransferase (gene gcat). The transcript has 9 exons. Gene Ontology annotation, biological process: biosynthetic process; L-threonine catabolic process. Gene Ontology annotation, molecular function: pyridoxal phosphate binding; glycine C-acetyltransferase activity. Lineage: Eukaryota; Metazoa; Chordata; Actinopteri; Chaetodontiformes; Chaetodontidae. The coding region runs from base 87 to 1370 and encodes 427 amino acids. The record is from RefSeq and is a predicted model, not a curated record.
UAAGGUGACGCAGCCACGCCUGGUGUUUGCUCUUUACGUCCAGCGCUCCUGCACGUUUCAUACCUCAAAUAUACGACUUCGCCGUCAUGUCUCUCGGAAAAGCUGCCCGGAGUUUGGUGAAACCAGCGUGGGGGGUCCUCCGGCCCUCGGCCGCGACUUCGAGCCGGAGCUACGCCGCUGUCGCCGAAGCCAGAGCGGUGCUAGAGAGCGAGCUCGACAGUAUCCGAGCCGCGGGGACGUGGAAAGCGGAGAGGAUCAUCACGUCCAAGCAGGGUCCUCAAAUCAACGUGGACGGCAGCCGGAGCAGCAUAUUGAAUUUCUGUGCCAACAACUACCUGGGACUGUCCAGUCAUCCAGAGGUGGUGCAGGCAGGGAUUGAUGCUCUGAAGUCAUACGGUGCUGGACUGAGUUCUGUCAGAUUCAUCUGUGGCACACAGGACCUACACAAACAUUUGGAGCGGAAGCUGGCAGAGUUUCAUGAGAGGGAGGACUGCAUCCUCUAUGCCAGCUGUUUUGAUGCCAAUGCUGGGCUGUUUGAGGUCCUGCUGGGCCCAGAUGACGCAGUGCUGUCUGAUGAGCUGAACCAUGCCUCCAUCAUUGAUGGGAUCCGUCUGUGUCGGGCAAAGCGGCUGCGCUACAAACACAUGGACCUCAGUGACCUGGAGAACAGGCUCAAAGAGUCUCAGUCAUCUCGUAUGCGCCUCAUAGUGACAGAUGGAGUCUUCUCUAUGGAUGGAGACGUGGCUCCCUUAACGGGAAUCUGUGACCUGGCCGAACAGUAUGGAGCCAUGGUGUUUAUAGACGAAUGCCACGCCACCGGCUUCCUGGGGCCCCGGGGCAGAGGAACAGACGAGCUCCUGGGCGUGAUGGACAGAGUUCACAUUGUGAACUCCACCCUUGGAAAAGCACUGGGUGGAGCAGCUGGUGGCUACACAGUUGGCCCUAAGCCUCUCAUUGACCUCCUGAGGCAGCGUUCGCGGCCGUACCUGUUCUCCAACUCCCUCCCCCCUCCCGUGGUGGGCUGUGCCACCCGGGCUGUGGAGCUGCUGCUCGCCUCCAGUGAGAUUGCACAGAGCAUGACGGCCAAAACCAUGAGAUUCAGGAACAAGAUGACGCAGGCUGGCUUCACCAUUGCAGGCUCAGCUCACCCCAUCUGUCCCGUGAUGCUGGGCGACGCACGGCUGGCAUCUGUGAUGGCCGACGAUAUGCUGAAGUUAGGCAUCUAUGUGAUUGGAUUCUCCUACCCAGUGGUGCCGAAGGGCAAAGCCAGAAUCCGUGUUCAGAUUUCAGCUGCCCACACAGACGAGGACAUCGACCACUGUGUCGACGCUUUCGUCCAGACGGGCAGAAAGCAUGAAGUCAUCUCAUGAACGGGACGAAAGACGCAGGAAUCAGGAUGAAUUACAGAACGACCUUGAACCGCUUGCUCUGGUCGAUCGUGCAGCCUGUGAGGCCUGUGAGUGAUGUUGAUGGAAAUAUUAGUUACAUUUGUAGGUCAAUGGAGGUUAAUGUUAUUUUUGUGUUUGCUGAAUAAAGUACUUUUGCUAACAUGUAGGCAUUUGUAUUUUAAGAAAAAGGGCUGUUAAAAAUUUAUAUAAGGGAGGAAAUGUUUCUAUCUCCUGAAAAUGAACAAGUUUAUUUUGGCUAGUCAUCCAUGUGUUCAACAGAUUGUGGUUUUAAUGACAGUGAGGAUGACCUUAAAGCAUUUGAAAGCAGUGUAAGAACUGGGACUUUUUAUUUAGGCUUCCUAGUGAGACAAAGGUUUUUAUGAGUGAACGAAAAUAUGCUUAUUUUCUCAUCCAUAUGGAUUAUGAAGUCAGACGGGACGGACUGUAAUAAUGUUUACGCAGUCGAAGGUCGUAUGCUGUCUCGAGACACUGUCCUCAACUGGAGAGGUGCGUUGCCUUUUUCCUCAAGAAGCAUAUUUGUAGAUUCUGGAUAUGGAAAAAUGUAAAAUAUUAAAGUCCAUCUUCA